CUCUCACUACUCUCUUUCCUGACGUCCUCGGUGGAGGACAGUGUGUGUACAGCAGUGUGAGUGUGUGACUGUGUGUGUGAGUGAGUGUGUGUCUGUGUGUGUAUCAGUGAAGAUCACCAUGCUAACACACUCAGCCCGGGUUUCUCUUUCUCUCCUCGCUUUAUUCCUGCUGCUGGACCUCACUGGAGUUGGAGGAUCUUUAAUCGGAGUGAGAGAUGAUAAUGAGGAGGAGGAGAAGAGGAAGAACGAGACGGUUACAGUACCUCUACAGGUGAUGGUAAUCCCCUCACAUGUCCAGAUCCAGGCAGGACAGAGGAAACGUGUUCUGUGCAGAGCGAUGGGGAACGCAGAGAGCGUCGUGUGGCUCAGCCCUGAUGGACGGAGCAUCUCGGAAAACGACAAGAACAUCAAAGCAUACGGACACGAUGAGAGGACCAGCUCUCUCGUCAUUGUCUCGGCUCGGGUGGAAGACGCCGGCUUGUACACGUGUGUGGCUGAGAACACACACACACACUCCUCAGCACGGGCCCAGGUCAAUCUGGAGGUCAUGUUGAAGCGAGCUCGCAGAAAAGCGAAGAGCGAACGACCCAAAAGACAGAAGGAACCCAAACCCACGAAAAAACCCAAGGGUGCGAAAACCACCAAGAAGCCCAAGACUGAGAAGAAAGACAAAAAGAAGAAAGGGAAGAAGAAUAAAGACGUCACCACCACUUUACCUCCGACUACCACCACCACCGAGCCGCCCACCACCGAGGCACCCACCACCGAGCCGCCCACCACCGAGCCGCCCACCACCGAGCCGAUCCUCACCACCGUACCUCUGCUCAAUUACUAUGACGAGUUUGUGGAUCCUUUUCCAGAUGAUUACUGGGACGAAUCGUACAUGACAGAGGAACCCAAAAAAUCCACAGCACCCCCAAAUCCCCCGACACAGAAACCUACAGACGAUCUCGAAUUCUUCCCCACAGAUGAUUAUGUUCAGCCGCACAUCGACUCCGAUGAUGAUUACUGGAAGGUUGAUGAUCCUGAACCCACAGCUCCGGUGAUCAGUGGCAAAGGCAAAGAAGAUGAUGAUUAUUGGGACUUGACCUUCGAGGAGCCAGAAAACCUGCCGUUCCCAGACGGUAAAGAGAUCCAUCCGACCGACAGCGACUGGAAGUACACUAUCACAGACGAGCCUGCCGUCCCGCCGUACGAAAACAAGUGGUACGAGGAGUACGACUACGGACACGAGACGAAAAAGGAUGGCGAGCAGGAGAGACUGGAGAGAGAGAGAGAGAGGGAGAGAGAGAGGGAGAGAGAAUACAGAGAGAAGGAGGAGAGAGAGCAACGGAAGGAGGAAGAGGAGGAAGAGGAGAGAAAACGCAGGAUCAAAAAACCUCCACGCAUCUAUACCGAGCCCAAACUUUGUCCUCCUCUGGGACUGGAGUCUCACCGCAUUGAGGCUGACCAGCUGCAAACGUCCUCCAUGUAUCAGCAUCGCUACAGCUCCCAUAGAGCUCGCCUUAACAUGCAGGCGUCUGCAGACGAGUACGAUAUGAACGGAGGAGCGUGGUGCGCUAAUCCCGACGAGAAAGACCACUGGAUCGAACUGGACACUCGCACGCUCACCGAGUUCACCGGGGUCAUCACCCAGGGCCGAGACGAUCCCCUCGAGAAUGAUUAUGUCACUUCCUACUACGUGGCCUUCAGUAACGACAGUAGGGAAUGGACCGUGCUUCAGGAUGGAUACUCUGAAUGGCUGUUCUUUGGGAACUCUGAUAAACACACCCCUGUGAUGUCCCAGUUUAUUGAGCCGGUGGUGGCACGUUACAUUCGCAUCCUUCCCCAGAGCUGGAACGGCACCGCCUGCAUGAGGAUGGAGGUCCUGGGCUGCCCUGUGCCUGAUCCUCUCACUGACAACCAGAGGCAGAACGAGGUGACUCCAAGAGAUGUCCUGGACUACACCUACCACAAUUACCUGGAUAUGGAAAAGUUGAUGAAGUCCGUUUCAGACGACUGUCCCAACAUCACCAGGAUGUACACCCUGGGCAAGAGUUCAAAGGGCCUUGAGAUCUACGCCAUGGAGAUCACUGAUAAUCCUGGCAAACAUGAGACCGGUGAGCCGGAGUUCCGCUACACAGCUGGUUACCAUGGUAAUGAAGCUCUGGGUCGAGAACUCCUGUUAAUGCUAAUGCAGUACCUCUGUAAAGAGUACAAGGACGGAAACCCCCGAGUGCGCACCCUGGUAGAUGGAAUACGCAUACACCUCGUACCCUCGGUCAACCCCGACGGUCACGUGACGGCCUUUGACAAGGGGUCUGAGCUCGGCAGCUGGACGCUGGGCCACUGGACUGAGGAUGGACAUGACAUCUUCCAGAACUUUCCAGACCUUAACACUGUGUACUGGAAUGCAGAGGACAAGGGCAUGAUACCCAAAUUGACCCCAAAUAACCAUGUGCCUAUUCCUGAUGGCUAUAUGGCUGAAAAUGGACCUCUUGCGGUGGAGACGCGGGCCCUUAUCUCCUGGAUGGAAAGCCACCCAUUCGUCCUAGGAGCCAACCUGCAAGGCGGAGAAAGGAUGGUCACCUACCCCUUCGACUUGCGUCGCCUCACUAAAGAGUCGGAGGAGCUGGAGAAGAAGGUGGAACAUAGAUCAUACCGUCGCAAGCGGCAAUACGAGGAAGAGGAAGAACAAGAACCGAAUCCAUACCUCCACAUCGGGUACCAUCAAGAGAGCUACGGUGACCACAGAGAAAAUCAUGGUUAUCAUCCAGAGAACUACAGAUACCACCAAGAAAACUAUGGAUACCAUCAAGGGAACCAAGAAUACCACCAUCAAGAGAACCAAGAAUACCACCAUCAAGAGAACCAAGAAUACCACCAUCAAGGAAACCAAGAAUACUACCAUCAGGAGAACCAAGGGUACCACCACGAAAGUCACUCUGAAGGGUACCACGAAGGGUACCAUGAGGGAUACCAGGAAGGAUACCAAGAAGAGCGCCAGGAAGAAGGCUAUGAACAAGGAUAUGGACAGGCAGAACCCGAUGAGAUCAGGAUGGUUGAGGAUCAGUCCUUGUUCCGCUGGUUGGCCGUAUCUUAUGCUUCUACUCACCGCACAAUGACCCAUACCUUCCGCAGUGGUUGUCAUACCGAGGACCCCACAGGUGGGACUGGAAUUGUCAAUCGUGCCAAAUGGAAGCCCAUUUCAGGAAGUAUGAAUGAUUUCAGCUACCUACACACUAACUGUUUUGAGCUGUCUAUCUUCCUGGGCUGUGAUAAGUAUCCUCAUCAGAGUGAGCUUAUGAAAGAGUGGGAGUACAACCGAGAAGCUUUGCUCACACUCAUGGAUCAGGUGCACCGGGGUAUAAAGGGGGUUGUCCGAGACAAGGAGGGGAAUCCCAUUGUAAAUGCUACCAUCUCUGUGGAAGGAGUCAAUCAUGAUGUCAACACAGGAGAGGCUGGCGAUUACUGGCGCAUGCUGAACCCUGGUGAGUAUCAGGUGAUGGCUCGGGCCUACGGCUACUCCUCCGUGAGCCGAAAGUGUGUGGUUGGUUUCGAAACAGGUGCCACCCUGUGCAACUUUGAGCUUAACAAAUCCAACUGGGAUCGUAUCAAAGAGAUCAUGGCUCUCCACGGCAACCGGCCCAUCCGACUGGUCAACCCUGGAAGAGGCAGUCAAAAUACCAUCCGCGGUGACAAAAGGCUCAGCAACCAGAUCCCUAACAUCGACGGGGGAUACACUGACCGAUCCCGCCUGCGACGCUUAAGGUUCAUGAGGCUCCGUCAGUUACGCCAACAGAGGCUGCUGGCCAGGAUGUCGACUACACCAAGCACGACAACGUUACCACCAACAACCACCGAGCCACCCACCACCUCCAUCCCCACCACCACCACCACCACCACCACCACCAUGGUUUCUCUGAACACAGAAAACUAUACACAGUGGUACGACUCAUGGCUGCCAGAGGAGGAAAACACCAACCAACCAGAGCUCGAGAUCACGGACUCGUUGGAUUACGACUAUAAUUAUAAAAUCGAUGAUUACUGAGACAUUCUGAGGGUCACGGAUAGGUUUUAGAGAAUACAGUGAGCUACUUUCUCGCUCUGCAGAUUCCACCAGCACAUGGAAAAACUAUGCAGUCUUCUGCAUUCAAACUAUGCAGUCUUUGAUGUCACAUGAUCAAGCUUACAACUGACCAAUUGUAACUAAACCCCAACCCCUUUUCUUCAUUUAAAAUAAUGCAUUUUCACAGGUUUGUGUUUUUUAACUGACAAACUCCAGAACUGUUUGUGGUCCAUGUACACGACGGCGCACUUCUCUGUGGUCUACAGCCAGGUUUUUUCGCAGUCAGUAACAGGUUACAGAUGGAGUGGUCAUCUUUCAUUAGCGACUCCUCUGCAUCCUGCCACGUUUUUUUUUUUUCCCCUCUCUCUUACAAUUACACUGGGUUCCAACUCCAAACUUCUCCACUGUCCUCCGAUGACCCACACGGUUCCCACAAAACUGAACAUUUAUACAAAAAAAGUGACUUUAUUUACACUUCUGUCACACAAAUAAGCAUCUCUGUCAGCACUGCACAAUGUCUACAGGACGUUUCUCUUACAGAGACCUCGAGGUCGAAAGAACUUUGUUUCACCCAAUAAAAGCUUGUUUAUGGA
This is a messenger RNA of Silurus meridionalis, 4641 nucleotides long. It is a transcript of the gene aebp1b, whose product is annotated as AE binding protein 1b. The transcript has 22 exons. Gene Ontology annotation, biological process: proteolysis; negative regulation of transcription by RNA polymerase II. Gene Ontology annotation, molecular function: DNA-binding transcription repressor activity, RNA polymerase II-specific; metallocarboxypeptidase activity; RNA polymerase II transcription regulatory region sequence-specific DNA binding. Bases 119 to 4030 code for a protein of 1303 amino acids. NCBI's taxonomy places the organism in Eukaryota, Metazoa, Chordata, Actinopteri, Siluriformes, Siluridae. The record is from RefSeq and is a predicted model, not a curated record.